GACCCUUCCAUUUCUUAAUACUUAUUGGGAGUAAUUAUUUAUCAACUGGUCAUUUCUUUAGUGGAUUACCUUACAAUUAAGAGCUGGGUUCCUUUCUUUUCUCACCUUUAUCACCUUUAUCUUUAAGAAGGUAAAAAUGGCUCUACAAGAUAUUAGAAUUCUUGUUGCUUUAGAUUUCGGGACGACCUACUCGGGUUUCGCUUACGUGCAUAAAGAAAACCCGGAUAAUAUUGAAACAAACCAUACUUGGCCAGGACGCGAAGGUGUUUUUAAAACUCCUACUGCACUUCUAUAUAAUGAAACUUAUACUCAAGUUAAAAGUUGGGGUGACUUAGCAUUAGAGGAAGAACCUGAAUAUAUGGUUGAUGAUUCAGAAGAACGUUCUCGUCCAAUUGAACUGUUUAAAUUACAUAUUUCUGAUUUAAAAGAUAAUCAAAAGCCUUGGUUACCUUCGCAAUUAAAUUAUAAGAAAGCAAUCGAAGAUUAUUUAACUCAAAUGCAGAUAUUGAUUAAAAGUACACUAGAAAGAAGGUGGCCAGCAAUUAGAUUUCCACAACAAGUUGGAUUUGUUCUAACCAUUCCUGCUGAAUGGCCAAAUAAUACUACAGGAAUCAUGCGUGAAUGUGCAUAUAAGGCUGGUCUCUUGAGUACAUUAAACUCUGCACAUCUUGAGUUUACUACUGAACCGGAAGCAGCUGCUUUAUAUUGUUUAAAUGUUGUUAAGGAGCAUAAUCUUCAUCCCGGAGAUUCUUUCCUAGUUGCAGAUUGCGGUGGUGGCACGGUCGAUAUUACGUCACGAAAACUACUUCAUGAUAACAAAUUAAGUGAAAUUACUGAACGUAUUGGCGAUCUAUGUGGUAGCACAUUUGUUGAUAAGGAAUUUUUACAAUUUCUUGGACGUAAAGUUGGAUUUCAAGCAUUAGAAACAUUAAAACGAUGUAAUUAUGGACAAAUGCAGCAUUUGAUUCAACAAUUUUUUUGUAAUUUGGUCAAAUUUAAAUUUAAGGGAGAUCCUACAACUUUCAAACCAAUGAGACUUAUUUUACACAGAUAUUGUCCUGAUUUACAGGAAUAUGUUACGGGAGAACUUAAAGAAAAAAUGGAAGAAGCUGGGUGGAUUGUAAAGCUCGAUUUUGAAUCAGUGAAAGGAAUGUUUGACCCGGUUGUGGAUAAGGUUAUAAAAUUAAUUGAUGGUCAAUUAAAAGAAGCAAGGGAUCGAUGUUCUGCAAUGUUUUUAGUGGGCGGAUUUAGUGAAUCACCUUAUCUUUUGAAUAGAGUAAGAGAAACCUUUAGAGAUCAAGUUCCGAUUAUUGCAGUACCAGCUUUACCAAUAGCAGCAGUCGUUAGAGGUGCUGUAGCAUAUGGAUUAAACGUUGAAAUUGUACAAGAACGUGUUCUUAAAUGGACUUAUGGUAUCGAAGUUUGCCGAAGUUGGGUUUCGGGUAAAGAUAAGAAAAAUAGGAGGACACAUGAUGGAUUAAUUUUUUAUUUUUAUAAAUUAGCACAGCGUCGUACUAAAGUAGAUGUUGAUAGAAAAUUUUCAGGAGAAUUUAGUCCAGUUCGAGCAGAUCAAACUCAUAUAGUAUUUAACGUUUAUUAUACAAGAAAUGAUUUUGCGAAAUAUUGUAAUGAGUCUGGUAUGAAGUUACUAGGAACUUUACGUAUCAACACACCAGAUACUCAUUUUGGUCUUAAUCGUCAAAUAGAAUUCUCAUUGACUUUUGCGAAGAUGGAAAUUAAAGCAACUGCAAAGAACAAACGAAAUGGAAAAACUUACGAUGAAACUACUUUUGAAUUAGACAUUUAAUUAGUAUUUUUGUGUCAUAAUUUUUGGUUAUUUGUUGAAAAUAAAUUGGCAUGUUACAUUUCUAGAUAUAUAUGUAAUAUGUAAAUAAUGUAAUAUAACAUUAUAAUUUUUUAAGUAUCAUUGUUUUGAUUAGUCAAAGUUUAAUAUUACGUAAUUUUUUUUUUAAUUUUGUACUUUGUACUGUGGUCAAUAAAUAAUU
Messenger RNA from Rhizophagus irregularis DAOM 181602=DAOM 197198, 2006 nucleotides. RefSeq lists its product as uncharacterized. NCBI's taxonomy places the organism in Eukaryota, Fungi, Glomeromycota, Glomeromycetes, Glomerales, Glomeraceae. The record is from RefSeq and is a predicted model, not a curated record.